This is a messenger RNA of Chlamydomonas reinhardtii, 4825 nucleotides long. RefSeq lists its product as uncharacterized. Gene Ontology annotation, cellular component: membrane. Gene Ontology annotation, molecular function: xanthine transmembrane transporter activity. The record is from RefSeq and is a predicted model, not a curated record. Gene Ontology annotation, biological process: xanthine transport; transmembrane transport. Bases 290 to 2188 code for a protein of 632 amino acids. The transcript is spliced from 9 exons. Lineage: Eukaryota; Viridiplantae; Chlorophyta; Chlorophyceae; Chlamydomonadales; Chlamydomonadaceae.
GAGGGCAGACGAAACCGACCGGAGAGAAGACGAGGGGUAGGUCAUGAGCAGGAUGGCGAUUUGGGCAUUUACCUUCAUGGCGCCAACGUAUCUACUCUUACUCUUUCACCCUACUUGCUGAUACCUCCUUACCUCGGCAUUUUGAGAAAGCAGCGUGAAGCGAGCGGCACGUGACUAGGACGAGCCUGGCGAGGCGCGCGACUCCCUCGAGUGCUUGACGUGAAUUUAGAAAAGUUUAUAACACUGCAUAGGGCACGACUGGCGAGAGCAGCGCUGAGGCACGGCAACCAUGAGUGCGGUCGAGGUUCACCAUACCGAGAAACGCUCCUUUAAGGAGCUUAUGGUCGGAACCUACGACCUGAAAUAUCUCUGCCUGCCUGCUUUUCCAUACUUUCGGAAGGGGAAAGGCGUACCCCCGCCGCGCUUCUUCGGCAAGGAUGAUUUUCUGGGACUGUUCGUGGCCCUGGUCAUGGGCCUGCAGCACGCGCUGGCCAUGGUGGGAGGCCUCAUCACGCCGCCGCUGCUAGUGUCAACCCUGGCCUUCGGCAACCGGCCUGGGACCACAACUCCCUAUGCCCAGGGCGAUCCAGCUGAAAUUCAGCGCUACCUGGUCCAGGCGGCACUCAUCGUGUGCGGUAUCAUGACCUUUUUCCAAGUCCUGGGCGUGCGCAUUUACAAAACCAAGUUUCAGUACGGAGCGGGUGUGCUCUCUUGUAUGGGCAUCUCCUUUACAACCGUGCCCAUUGCGACCUCCGUCAUUGGACAGCUCAUGAAGGAGCAGGGACGAACUUUUGAGGAGGCGUACGGCAACUUUCUCGGCACCAUCGCCAUGUGCGGGGUAAUCCCCGUAAUCCUUUCAUUCUUUCCCAUUCGUGUCAUCAAAAAGAUCUUCCCGCCCCUUGUGUGCGGCAUUGUCAUUAUGAUGAUUGGCGUGCAUCUGAUCGGUUCUGGGUUUAAGAACUGGGGCGGCGGCGCCUUCUGUGCCGAUAACUGGCAGCACCCGCCCGCAACCAGAGCGUGCUUCCUGCCCGCCAAGUACCCCAACGGCACCAGUUACUUGCAGCUGAACCAAUGCUGGGUGGGCCCCGGCGUCAUGUGCGGCGACAAGACCAAGACCGAGGUAUUCCUUCCUUUCGGCUCUCAGGAGUACCUCGGCCUGGGCUUUUUGGUCUUCAUCACCAUCAUCUUCUUGGAGAUCUUCGGCAGCCCCUUCAUGCGCAACGCCUCUGUCAUUCUGGCGCUGCUGUUCGGCUACCUCAUCGCCGCUGUCACCACCUACCAGGGCAAGAAGUACGUGAUCACCACCAAGAUUGACCAGGCGCCCGGCAUCACCUUCCUGUGGACCACCACCUUCCCGCUAGGUUUCUAUCCGCCCGCCAUUAUCCCGCUGAUGAUUGUGUUUAUCAUCACAUCCAUUGAGACCGUGGGCGACACUUCAGCAACUAUGGAGGCAUCACGUAUGGCUGUUGACACCGAGGACGGCACGCGGCGCAUUAAGGGCGCGCUCCUGAACGACGGCAUCAGCGGCAUCUUCUCCGCCCUGGCCACCUCGCUGCCCCUGACCACGUUCGCUCAGAACAACGGCGUCAUAGCUUUGACCAACGUGGCCGCUCGUCAGGCCGGCUUUGCUGCUGCGUUCUGGCUGUUCCUGCUGGGCAUUCUAGGCAAGGUGGGCGCCUGGAUCACCACCAUCCCGGAGUGUGUGCUGGGCGGCAUGACCACUUUUGCCCCGACGCCCCUACCCGCAGUCCUGUUCGCCAACGUCAUUGCCUCGGGCAUUAAGAUUAUCAUCAACGGCGAUCCCCUCACGCGCCGCUCGCGCUUCAUCCUGGCGUGCUCAUUGGCGCUGGCGUUUGGCGUGGAGCUGGUCCCGCAGUGGGCCACGCUCAACCUGUGGCCCGUCACGCCCGGCAUGUCGCCCGGCCUGCGCGGCCUGCGUGACGCCAUCAUCCUGGUCAUCUCCACCUCCUUCACCCUGGGCGCCGUGGUGGCGCUCAUCCUCAACCUCAUCAUACCGCUGGACAAGACCGAUCCUACAGUCACAAGAUGCUCUCCAGGUGCUAGCUCGGUCAGCACUGAGAAUGACGGGAAGGAUGCUUCGUUCCACUCAGACGCGGCACAGGCCAGCAGUGCUCCACCGCCGGUGGUGACCAUCACGCAGAGACACAGCAGCAAUGGCUUCGCGUAGGCGGCCCUGGCUUCGUGGCUCUGUACUGGCCUGGGUAAACGAUAUGGAUGGCCAUCCGGUGAACCCGUAAAUGAAUGAGGCUUUUAUGGUGAGGCUGCGUUCGGUCUCCCCCCAAUAAAAGGAGCAACCGAAAGGUCAAGGCCUCUUUUGCUCGCAAUUUUAUUUGUACUGCCAAAGUAUCAAUGGUUGUACUGACUCGGUUCUGAUUGCACCCCGGCGGUGUGUCGCGUGCACACGCGCGUGUGGGUCUUGCAUGGUACGGACGACCAUAGGCUUGGGACACGCAUGUGCAAUCAGUUGUAUGUCCGAUGGACAUGUCGACAGGGCACACGCCUCUGAGGACUGGUGGUGUAGGAUGUUCAGCACGCAUGGUGUGCGUAGUGCAUUGUAUCCUGCUGUUGAUUGUUUGGUUGACCAUGACGUGAUGACGCGGCCAUGGCAGACAUGCAAACCGCUGCCGCUGGCUGACUUGGACGUCAUGGAUUAGCCUCCUGGAUCCAAUGCAUUAGCCAGUAUGGGGAAAUUCAACUUUGCUGACGCUUGCAAUUGGACUGGAUGUCAGUAACCCAGCCUGCCGUAGAGGGCUUGGUGUGGUGCCCAGUGGGAGUAUCACGGUAGAUGCCAUGCAAGCUCAUGUGCUCAAGGGCGCGUCGUGGGCUUAUAAUAUAGUAUGAUGAGCAACCCCAACCCUUACCCCUGAGCAGGAGCGUGCGGGGUUCUGUUCGUUGCCGGAGAAACGGCGGGUUUCUAGGGUGACACGGCUGGGGCGCAUGCGUGCCAAACACAUUGCAUGCACGGCGUCGACAGGCGAGCAGAGCAAAGCGCCGUGUGAUUUUCGGGCUUUCGGUAAGGCAGGUUGGUAAAGUCCCGUAGGGUGCAGCUGAUGUUUCUUUGUGGGGGGAAGGCCACGUUGGGAGGAGGAGAGCGCAGCGCCGCCCUAGAAGCGGCGCAAGCGCGCAGGCUGAGGAGCCGGCUGGUGUCUUGGUAGCGGUCCGCGGUGGGGCUGGCAGGGCAUGCGUAGCGGCAUGACAAGUAGUGCGGCUGUUGACAACUGUGCUGCGUCUGGCUGCGGUUGGCUCUGCUGUGGCAUCGCGAUUGCUAGGCAUCGGGUUUGGCUAUGUGCCUAUGGAAACUGACCCCGGCUAUGUCCGGGCGAUGAGGUUGUUCGGCCUCAGACUGUAUGUGGAGGGGCUCAGCCCCUUUUCCCGUGACCGGGGAACACUUGUCGUGUGUGUUCGGGGUUAUGAAUGCGGCAAUUCUGUACAAGAGGGCGGUGGGUUGCGCUAUUGAGUGGGAACCUUGCUGGCGAUGGGCCAGUGAUGUGUGAUGGAUCAGGCUGGAGUGUUGGAAAGGAACCCAACAUGUCAUUGUGGCAUGCAUGCAAGUGGCUCUCGCGGAGGUAAUGCAGCACUUUCGCGCUUGUGGGCUUAUAAAUACCGUAAUGAUUGUACCUUGGCGUGAGCCUUCAGCGAACGGGAUGGCUAAAGAGACCAACCUGACACUCCAGACACGCUGGUGCCGCGCCUGGCACCCCUGAAUAGAAGGCUUCACGCAUUGCUUGUGGCUGCAGUGGGCUUUAGCUUUCUGCGGCCGUGAAGCCCAUCCCGCCCAACGACGACACGUCCACCACCACCUCGAUGAUUGUGCGUAGCGGGAGUAGCAACAAGAUUUUGCCCGUUGAUGAUUUUGCUAAGGCCAAACCCGUCUCGUACGAUGACUCCACGCACCAGUUGGGGUCAUGCAACAGCGAGAGCCCCACGCCAUGUCCGUGUGCGGGGUGGCCAACUCGCCCCAUGUGAUCGGCAACGGUUGGCAACCGCCCCCAACACCCAGUUGCGACCAGGCCCCGGCCCGAUUCCUUUGGAUGUACGGAUGUACCAAUAACCCCUGCACCCUCGCUAUUCCGAGUGCACCGUGGCAUUGUGUGAUGGGUUUGACCCUACGCUGUCGCAUUGGCAUAUAUACUACAAUCUCUUCAGGACGUUUUGUGGGCGCAUUGCGUUUGUUUGCCCAGUCACUGCUGCGGCUAGUAAUGUAUGUUUCGGGAUUCAUACAGUUUUGGACCAGGGCGCCUGCCCUAACUUGGACUGUUUAUUAGACCGACGCCCCCGCCCUGGUAGUUGCGACGUGCGUGCGCUAGGUGCCCUACUGAAGAGGCGAAGCGUGUUAUUAAGGGCUGGUCGCUGCUUCCGUGCAUGUUUGUCAUGCGGGCCAGCUGCAUUUUGUGUGUGUGUGUGUGUGUGUGUGUGUGUGUGUGUGUGUGUGUGUGUGUGUGUGUGUGUGUGUGUGUGUGUGUGUGUGUGUGUGUGUGGUAUUUACCGUGUGGAUGUCCACCGGCCUGCGGCAUCUGUUCCAGCGUAGAUGCCCCCCGCAUGGGUAGACAGGCUGGAUAAACGCGCAGGCUAAAUCCAGCCAGUGUCCGGCCGGAGCCAGAGCACAGCGUCCCUGGCUGUUUGUGUGGACGACUUCACCCAAUGAGGUCUGCGUGAUGGACUGCACGUAAACCUUGCACGCAAAGCUUGCAAUGACAAUCCGCACGUCCCUACCGCCUGCUGGUGCAAUCGGAUAACAAUGCUAUCGACGUCACGACAUGCUUGAAACAACGCAACACUGCUGCGUGGUAGACGACGGUACCUU